Aspergillus versicolor CBS 583.65 is the source of this 2205-nucleotide messenger RNA. Its product is annotated as Zn(II)2Cys6 transcription factor. Gene Ontology annotation, biological process: positive regulation of transcription by RNA polymerase II. The transcript has 3 exons. Lineage: Eukaryota; Fungi; Ascomycota; Eurotiomycetes; Eurotiales; Aspergillaceae. Gene Ontology annotation, molecular function: zinc ion binding; DNA-binding transcription factor activity, RNA polymerase II-specific; transcription cis-regulatory region binding. Gene Ontology annotation, cellular component: nucleus. The coding region runs from base 1 to 2205 and encodes 734 amino acids. The record is from RefSeq and is a predicted model, not a curated record.
AUGAGCUCUCUUGUUGGCAUGGAAAAGAUUAGGAUUCCCUCGCCGUCUGCUAUUCUAGACCCCAUCCCCGCCGCUUCUCCCGCUGGACGUUCCACAGCUUCCGUCUCCACUCGGAAUGCAGCGCCUGCGCAAACCGCUACAACGGUGACAACUAACAAGCCUAAACAGUCAAAGAGCCGUAAUGGUUGUAUCACCUGCAAGGCGAAGCGACUGAAAUGCGACGAGUCGAAACCAACAUGCUUCCAGUGCAAGAAGCGCAAUGUGGAAUGUGGUGGAUACAAAAAGGACUUCAAAUGGCGCUCAUUUGGGGAAAGUAAUGUCCCUGGAAGAAGCACCGGCCCAAAAGUAAAGAAAGGAAGCCCGUCUCCGCCCGCUCGUAAUGGGGCAUCACAUAGCCGGAGGAUGAGUGAGAGCCAACUUCUUGGAAUGGAUGAUGGUGGCUCCUUUCGUUCCCAGCGGAGCGCACCAAGAGAUAUUGCUUCCAGAAGAUCAAGUCAGUCACCGGCGAAGAUGGAUCUGGGGCUUUCACUAGAUCAUAUUCUAGGCUAUUCAGGCUCAGGAAGCUUUAGUGAUGACCUCUUUACCUCGUCAUUUGCGGAAAUGACACCGUCAGAGCAGUCGCCAUGGUUGUCAAAUCUUCUUUCUCCAGGUCCUAGCCAUGACGGUAGUAUCACCCAGAGUUUGCUAGAAGGCGCUCAGGGAAAUGAUGAAUUCAGCUUUGAAGCCCUCCUAGAAGGAGAUGGUGAUGACAUCGAGGAGAUUAUACGGCAGCCUGACCGAGGCGCGAGAAUCAGAAACCUCAGUUUUCCAGCACCCUACGACUCCCAACAUACUGAACCAAAUAUCAUGCCUUCAGGACUACUUGGGGAGCCAGCUUUUACUCUCGCAAACCCAGAAAUGCUUGUCCUGCAUUUUGAUAGGUCUACUUGUGGAAUUCUGUCCGUCAAAGAUGGCGUCCAUGAGAACCCAUGGCGCACUCUAGUUUGGCCGUUGGCUAAAGAUACCCCAGCUCUGUAUCAUGCAAUAUUUGCGCUGGCUGCUUUCCAUGCUAGCAAAGACAACCCAUCGUUGAGAGUUCAUGGAGUUGAUCAUAUGAGAAAGAGUAUUACUUGCAUGGUGCGAGACAUACAAAGUAUGAGGUCGGACGCUGCUUUAGCUACAAGCCUCGCUCUUGCUUUUGCUGAUACCUGGGACCAACACACUCGUUCUUGCAUACAACAUCUCCGUGGAGCAAAGGCGUUGGUUUCUCAAGUUGUGACACUCGGAAUGCAGGGCGAACUUCAAGGGAACGAUCUCAGAAGAGUGCGUUUCUUGUAUAACACCUGGUUAUACAUGGAUGUCAUUGCCCGCCUGACUUCUCGUGAAGAACACGGAGAGGAAGAGAUGGAAGUUCCUUCUUUCCCAUUUUCAGAGAAUACAGUACAUGAAAUUGAUCCUUUGAUGGGAUGUGCUGCAACGCUCUUCCCACUGAUUAAACAAGUUGCCCGAUUGAUCCAACGUGUCCGCAAAACUGAGUCGAACUCUAUAUCCCUUAUUUCCCAGGCAAUUGAACUCAAACAAUUGGUGGAGCGAUGGGAACCACCAGAUUGGUUCGAGCCCCCAGAGGAUCCUACCUCCGAAGUCCAACAUAGUAUUCAGACCGCCCAUGCUUAUCGCUGGGCCACUAUAUUGUAUCUUCAUCAAGCUGUCCCUGAGAUGCCUUCAGAACCAACCUCGGAACUGGCUAAACGAGUCUUGAUUCUUUUAGCCACCGUACCGCCUAGCUCGCGCACAACAAUAAUCCAGAUGUUUCCGCUUUUGGUCGCUGGAUGUGAGGCCGAGCAGGAGGAGGACCGGGGUUGGGUGCUUAAUCGAUGGAGCGCAAUUCAGUCUCGGCUGAUGUUGGGCUCUAUUGACCGAUGUAUUGAAGUCGUCCGUGAAGUCUGGGCCCGCCGAGAUGCGAGUGCAGCUAAAAAACAGGAGCAACAACUGCAACAAAACCUGGGGGCUAGCCGUUCUCGUAGCGCUGCAGGACAACCUCCGGGAAAUAAUAGAGUAUUCUACACCGGCCAAGCUUCACGUCGAAGCUCUGCGCUGUCACCUUUGGAGAACAUAGAGUUCGAGAAAACGGUACGGGGGAAGUCACAUUGGGUUCAUGUAAUGCAAGAAUGGAAUUGGGAAGGUACGUCUUUGUAUGCCUUUCGGAAUGCUAAUUUUCUAGGCUAA